Scatophagus argus is the source of this 2609-nucleotide messenger RNA. RefSeq names its product crooked neck pre-mRNA splicing factor 1 (gene crnkl1). Gene Ontology annotation, biological process: mRNA splicing, via spliceosome; spliceosomal complex assembly. NCBI's taxonomy places the organism in Eukaryota, Metazoa, Chordata, Actinopteri, Scatophagidae. The transcript has 14 exons. Bases 143 to 2392 code for a protein of 749 amino acids. The record is from RefSeq and is a predicted model, not a curated record. Gene Ontology annotation, molecular function: protein binding. Gene Ontology annotation, cellular component: Prp19 complex; post-mRNA release spliceosomal complex; U2-type catalytic step 2 spliceosome.
UGGGAACUUGCAAGGCAUUCUGGGUACUGUCAUGGUGACUCGCGGCGGAUGGGAACGAAGCGUUUCACUACCUGUUACAGUUUUGUUGUGGUCGCAGCAUUUUGAGAAGGUUUGGUAACUUUUGGAUAACCUCGCCAGAAACAUGGCAUCCACCGCGGCAGGUAAACAGCGGAUACCGAAAGUGGCGAAGGUGAAGAAUAAAGCUCCCGCAGAGGUCCAGAUCACUGCUGAGCAGCUUCUGCGGGAAGCCAAAGAGAGGGAGCUCGAACUUCUUCCGCCGCCACCAAAACAGAAGAUCACUGAUGAAGAGGAGCUGAACGACUACAAACUGAAGAAGAGGAAGGGCUUUGAGGACAACAUUAGGAAGAAUCGCACGGUUAUCAGUAACUGGAUAAAAUACGCACAAUGGGAGGAAAGUCUGAAGGAGAUCCAGAGGGCUCGCUCCAUCUACGAGCGAGCACUGGACGUCGAUCACCGCAACAUCACUUUGUGGCUCAAGUAUGCCGAGAUGGAGAUGAAGAGCCGCCAAGUGAACCACGCCCGCAACAUCUGGGACAGAGCCAUCACCAUCCUGCCACGUGUCAACCAGUUCUGGUACAAGUACACCUACAUGGAGGAGAUGCUGGGGAACGUGGCGGGCUGCCGGCAGGUGUUUGAGCGCUGGAUGGAGUGGGAGCCUGAUGAGCAGGCCUGGCACUCCUACAUUAACUUCGAGCUGCGCUACAAGGAAGUGGACAAAGCCCGCACCAUUUAUGAACGAUUCGUGAUGGUUCACCCUGAAGUGAAGAACUGGAUCAAGUAUGCUCGUUUUGAAGAGAAGCACGGCUACAUCGCUCACAGCAGGAAGGUGUACGAGAGGGCGGUGGAGUUCUUCGGAGAGGACCACAUGGAAGAAAACCUCUUUGUGGCCUUUGCAAAGUUUGAGGAGACUCAGAAAGAGUUUGAACGUGUUCGAGUGAUCUACAAGUAUGCAUUGGACAGAAUCCCAAAACACAAGGCGCAGGAGCUCUUCAAGUACUACACAAUGUUCGAGAAGAAGUUUGGAGACCGGAGGGGAAUCGAGGACGUCAUCGUCAGCAAGCGAAGGUUCCAGUAUGAGGAGGAAGUAAAGGCAAACCCACACAACUACGACGCCUGGUUUGAUUACCUCCGGCUGGUGGAGAACGAUGCUGACCCCGACACAGUGAGAGAUGUUUAUGAGAGAGCCAUCGCCAACAUCCCCCCCAUCCAGGAGAAGAGACACUGGAGACGUUACAUCUACCUGUGGAUCAACUACGCUCUGUACGAAGAGCUGGAGGUCAAGGAUUCUGACAGGACAAGGCAGGUGUACCAGGCCUGUCUGGAUCUCAUCCCACACAAGAAGUUCACUUUUGCUAAGAUUUGGCUGCUCUGCGCUCAGUUUGAGAUCCGGCAGAAGAAUCUGCAGGCAGCCAGAAAAAUCAUGGGCACAGCCAUCGGUAAAUGUCCCAAGAACAAACUGCUGAAGGGCUACAUUGAGCUGGAGCUGCAGCUCCGCGAGUUCGACCGCUGCAGGAAGCUCUACGAGAAAUACCUGGAGUUCACUCCAGAAAACUGCACCACCUGGAUCAAGUUUGCAGAGCUGGAGACGAUCCUGGGAGACACAGACAGAGCCCGCGGCAUCUUCGAGCUCGCCAUCGGACAGCCGCGACUGGACAUGCCCGAAGUGCUGUGGAAGUCCUACAUCGACUUUGAGAUUGAGCAGGAAGAGUAUGGAAACACCCGAAACCUUUACAAAAGGCUGCUGCAGCGCACUCAACAUGUCAAGGUAUGGAUCAGCUACGCCAAGUUCGAGCUGUCCAUCGACGGCCCCGACAGGCUGCAGAGGUGCCGGCAGAUCUUCGAGGAGGCCAACAAGAGCUUGAGGAACUGCGAGGAGAAGGAGGAGCGGCUGAUGCUGCUCGAGUCCUGGAGGGACUUUGAGAAGGAGUUUGGCACCGACGGCACCAGGGAGAGAGUGAGGAAGCUGCUGCCGGAGAAGGUGAAGAAGAGGAGGAAGCUGACGGCAGAUGACGGGUCGGACGCAGGUUGGGAGGAGUACUACGACUACAUCUUCCCCGAGGACGCCGCGAACCAGCCCAACCUCAAACUGCUGGCCAUGGCCAAGAUGUGGAAGAGGCAGCAGUUGCAGGAAAAUGACAGCGAGGUUCCAGAAAAAGAUCCAGCUGCUGAAGAGACGCCGCCGCCGACGUCCUCUGAUGCACCCGCGGGUCCUCCUGAAGACGCAGCCACCGAUACAGAACAGGAGAAGGCGUACGACGAUCGGGACGACAGCGACAGCAGCAGCAGCAGCAGCGAGAGUGACAGUGAUGACCAAGAUGACAAGGAGAAGGAGGCGAAACAGAGCAGGAGCGGAGACGAAGAUAAAGAUUAGACUUUUGUCCUGGACUGAUUUUUCUACUGACACAAGCAACAGAGCCAGCUCACGAGCACGAGCUCACGUCUUUAUUCUAUGUUCUUUUCCACUGUGCCGUCACACACACAGACUCCUACUCGCCUGCUGUAUGAUCUCUCAAUUAAUCUUUGAUUUAGAAUUUACAGGAAAUUAGGUGAUUCGUUUGUUUGGGGGAAAUUAAAAUUUGUACAAAUCA